AUGCUCGAGGGCGAGCCUGCGCGAGGCAACAGCGAGUUUGAGAACGGAGACCGCUACGUCGGAGACCUCUCCAGCACCGGGAAGAGGGAGGGUCACGGCACGUACUACUACACCUCCGGGGACAAGUACACGGGCGAGUGGGCGGCUGGGAAGCAGCACGGCCAAGGGGUGUACGCUUACGUCAACGGCGACCGGUACGUCGGGGGCUGGCAGCUCGGCCGGCCCAGCGGCGAAGGUUGCUACUUCUUCCGCUCGGGCAAGGUCUUUUCAGGGCAGUACUCGAACGGCAACCCAGACGGGCCUGGCGCAUUCUCCUACCCCAAUGGCGAGCGGCUGGAUGGCGUCUGGAACGGAGGUUCCUUCCCCUCGCACGGCGUCUAUCACUACGCCAACGGGGACUGCUACGGUGGCUCGUGGCGCGCGGGUAAGAAGCACGGCACAGGGACGUACUACUUCAGCUCGGGCGCGAAGCAUCAGGGCGAAUACUGCGAUGGCAAGCCGCACGGCUACGCCAUCUUUGUGGAGGCCAGCGGCGCAGCGUACCAGGAGGAGUGGAAGCAGGGUCGGCGCGUGAGCCGAGAGCCGCUCUCCGGCCCGGAGCGCUCCCACGGGGAAAGAGCUGCUGACAUCGUGACUACGUGCGCGUGA
Messenger RNA from Emiliania huxleyi CCMP1516, 648 nucleotides. RefSeq lists its product as hypothetical. The record is from RefSeq and is a predicted model, not a curated record. The transcript has a single exon. Lineage: Eukaryota; Haptophyta; Isochrysidales; Noelaerhabdaceae. Bases 1 to 648 code for a protein of 215 amino acids.